This is a messenger RNA of Malus domestica (apple), 2173 nucleotides long. RefSeq lists its product as uncharacterized. Gene Ontology annotation, molecular function: S-adenosylmethionine-dependent methyltransferase activity. The record is from RefSeq and is a predicted model, not a curated record. NCBI's taxonomy places the organism in Eukaryota, Viridiplantae, Streptophyta, Magnoliopsida, Rosales, Rosaceae.
GAGUGUUUUAUAUUAUUACUAAAACCAGAUCUGCAGUACACACCCACCGCCUGCUGCAUCACUUCUCUCAGAAAAAGCUCUGAAAAUCCCUAAUCCCCGAUUUCCAAAUUAGGGUUUGUGUUCAGCGGUCCGCCCGGAACGAAUCAAGAUUGGUGCUGCCCCCGUGCGCCAUGUAAUGUAGAUUCGCAAUCGGAGGGUAAAUAUGGGUCGGGUCGUCUGGUUCGAAGCGAAGCCGGCGAGAAUUUGGAAGAGGGUGUUGCUAGUAAUCAAAAAAUCGAUAGUACUCCUCGUGGGUGGGAAUCACACCUCCUCCAGGUUUUGCAGUCGCUAAUCUACUCUUUCCUUCUCCCUUUGGCUUUUUCCCUCUCUCGAAAUCUGUAAUUGAUUUUACAAAGUUCGCAACUUUUAUUUAUUUUUUAUUAAACAACUCGUAUUUGAUCGGAAACGAGAAAACCCAAUUGCUUGAACGCGAUAUGAUUCGGGCCCGAGUCAUCACGAAGAGAAUCAUGGAUUUGAAGGGCGUGAGAAUGCAGAUCCUUCAUGGGCCUUUGGCCCGGCGUGUGUUUUUCCGGGCAUUCUUUAUCGCCACGGCUAUGUCGAUCAUACCGUUGAUCCACAUUUUGUCCGGGACCUACAUGACAAUGUUCACUUUUGUGAACCCCGGCGACUGCGCCGCCGAAUUGGGCCACGUCGCCCCUAUCGAAGUGACCGCGGGGAAGUUUAAUUUCCAGAGUCCGUUCUUCGUGCCCUUCUGGAGAUCUAAUGGUUCGGAGCAGUGCAAGCGGGAUGUGAAUUUGACUGUCAGUGUGGUCAGAGAGCUCAUGGGUCAGAAGCUAUUGAAAUACGGUACAAGAGCUCUCUGUGUCGGAGAAGGGUCUGCCUCGGCCGGGCUGGCAUUGCAAGAUUUGGGAUUUCCCGAUGCUCGUGCUGUUUACAAACACCGGUUCUUCUCGCUCAAGCACAAACAGUUUGUGUAUGAAAUUGACUAUGAGGACAAGUCCUUUGAUUUUGUGCUUUCCAGGGAUCUCGAUAAGGUUUCUGUCCCUGCGCUUCUUGUGCUUGAGAUCGAGCGUGUUCUUAGCCCCGGUGGAAUUGGGGCUAUGCUUGUGGGUAGCAGUGUUUCCUCCCCGAAUAGCUUGAUUAGGUCUGCUACCCCAAUUUCUUCACUGCUGAAAAGUUCCAGUGUUGUGCACGUUAAUUACGUCAAUAACUUCACACUGGUUGUGUUCAAGAAAAAUUAUGACAAUGCCGGGGUCUUUGAGCAGUAUCACCUUCCGGCUGACUGCCCAUCCCUCACAAGCAAUCGACCUUUCAUUGGGAAAAUGGAGCGUCUGGUGAAGGAAAAACCAGUGGAGUAUGGAAAGAGGUUUGCAUACUUACCUAAUUUUGUUGAUGUUUCCUCAAAGAGGCGGUUGGUCUAUAUUGAUAUUGGGGCAGCAGCGCAUCUGAACGCAAAUGUUACAAAUUGGUUCCUGCCUUCUUAUCCCAUCGAACGCAAAGAUUUCAAUGUUUAUUUUGUUGACCAUAACACUUCUGUUCUGUUAUCCUACGUCAAAAAGCCCGGAAUCACCUUUGUUUAUCAUCCAGGGCUGGCCGGAAUCAAGCCGCAAGUCAAUGUUCCAAUUGAUGGGAUCACAGAUCCGUAUGUCGGAGAUGAAGGGUUUGAUUUCCUCGUUUGGUUCAAAGAAACUGUGGGGUUUGCCGAUUUCGUGGUGCUCAAGAUGAAUGCAGGCAAUGUAGAACUGAAGUUCCUCACGGAACUGUUUGAAAGUGGAGCCAUAUGCUUUGUGGACGAGCUGUUUCUUCACUGCUCAGGCCAAGUAGAUGCUGGAGGUGAAAUGCCGGUGGACUGCAUGGACAUCUUUGGAAGCCUCCGUAGCAGUGGUGUGUUUGUCCAUCAGUGGUGGGGGGACGGCAACCCCGGUGAUGUUCUCCUAUCUGUCGGUUGAUCACGAUAUGAUAUCGUGAUCAUCUGGUUUCUAUGAUGUUGCUUUUAUGGUUGGGCACUUAGGCUAAAUAAAACAACCAUAAUUAUCUUGCGUGGUGUGUUUAUGUUAUGUAGGAUGAUGAUAAACAUCCAAGUUGUUGCUUUAUGGCUGGUUGGACACCUGAGCUUUCCAGCUUAGUAACUUAUUAAUCUUAUGUUUGAUUUGUGUUUAUCUGUUUGCUUUCA